GAUACAGUGAUGCCUUCACCACCGCUGUAUCAUCUGCUUCCUCAUCCUCAUUGUGGUUCAAUUACAGCGUCUACACCUAAGCAAUGGAGUGACUAUUUAUUUGCGAAGCUGCAAGAACAUAGACUCAAUUUAAUACUUAAAGCAAGACUUGGAUUGAGGUGAGAGUACAGGAUCAUUUUACAUAGUGAUGCUUGAAGUUGCUCUAAAUGAGUACGGUACUUAUUGGCUUGAAGAUCUGACAUGUUGAUAUGUAUUUGGUGACUUGAAGAUCAUUUUGCAAGCUUGGAAAUUUUAUUGAAUGCUCUUUGAAAUCUUUUCCAUCCGUUUUUAUAAUAGACAACCUAGUUGUUAAUUAUUAUCCAUGAUGUAAUUUACAUUUUCAAGUUACAAAUUUUGAUGAAUAUUAUUGUUUCCUUUUUUUCCUCACUUCAAAAGAUGAAAAAAUCCUUGAUGUUAGUUAGAAAUAAAUUGGUUUUCUAGGAAGGGAUUAUUGAUUGGGAUAUAGUAUUUUAAUGAUAUAAUUUAAAAAAAUUGAAUAAUGUUUUUAUAUUUUAUUGCAAACUUGAUAUUUUAAAACAAAAAUGAAAAAGAUGUGAUAUUAACCUUUUUUUAUUAUAAAGUAAGUUUUUUAAUUAAAAGUGAUGACCUAGUUGAACAAAAUGCAAGUUUGAUGGUUUUUAUGGGUACUAAGGACCUAGAUUGAUGAGAUAGCGCAAGAUCAUUUUGGAGAAUACCUGGAUGCUUGAACGUACUCCAAAUCAGUACAGUAUUUAUGUCUUACAAGUUGAAUUUGAAGAUCAUUUUCCAAACUUGGAAGUUUAUUGAAUGCUCUUUGAAAUCUUUUCCAUCCGCUUCCAAAUUGGAUGACCUAGUUGUUAUUAUCCAUGAUGUAAUUUAUACAUUUGAUGAAUAUUGUUUCAUUUUUUUUCUCACUUCUUCUAUGUAUUCUCCAAAAGAUGAAAAUCUUUGAUCUUAGUUAGAAAUAAAUUGGUUUUCUAGAAAGAAAUUAUUAGUUGAGAUAUACUAUUUGAGUUGAUUUUUCAUUGUUUAAUGUUAUGAUAUAUUUAAGAUAAUUGAUGAAAACUAAUAAUACAUAGGAAAGUUCUGAGAGCAUCCUUAAUUAGUCUAAUAAGUAAAGUGUUGUUAGUUUUGGCUAUAAGAUCUUGCUAUGUAUUAUUGCAUGGUUUUUAUUGUUUUUUGGCAUUUUUCUUUUUGUAUAUACAACUUUUGUUUUUCUUGCCGGUUUGUCAUUAGCUGCAUGGCACCAACACCAAUCAAUAAUAAAUCUUGGACUAUCAUUAAAUAAAGCAAAAAACAUAAACAUUGUUAAAACACCAAACUUGAAUUGUUCAAACCUAAAGAAACCCUUGUAGUCUAAGAAAAUAGUAUUUAAUUAAUUCUUAUGUUUUCAUAGUCAUCUAUGAUUUAAUGUGUUGAUUGAAAUUGGCAAUUGAGUUUACCACAUAUUGUUAUAUUGGUUUUGAGUUUAAAAGGGGAGUUUUUUCAUGAAUGCAACCCUUCAUGUAUUCAAUAUGAAUUUUGUUCAAUCCCAAUCCCACAUUGUCUGUAGAAGUAUUUACUUUUGACUGUACACUUUGUUAUUUUCCAAUCCCUCCCCAGUUCUGCAACCAUUUCUCUACUUUCUAUGCUCUUGGCUUGCUAAAAAUUAAAGAAAACACAUUGCUCUAGUUGCCUGCCUUCACUCUUCAGAUUGCUCAACAAAUCCCUUGAGACCUUCUCCAUAGUUAACACAUCACAUAAUGGCUACUCUAAUAAAUUUAGCCAUAAACAUUGAACACCUUAAGCAAUCAACGUGCCUUCCUUCACAAUAUGCAUCACCCAUAAAUCUUUCUUUUGGGAUGUCGCCGGGAGUUUAAUCCCCGAGUGUAAAAAUUAUGUAUAAAUUUCCAUUCUUUCCUUCCAUCCAUUACUUGUCCUCUAUGAAGAUUCUAUGUAUGAAAUCUCGGAAUCUUUUCGAGUAUAACUUGGGAUCAACAGCUGAGAUAGACAUGGGAUCCACUUGUAAGGACUUGUAUGCAUGCUCUAGCUUUUUGCUGAUAUCAUAAUCUUGGAGGAUGUCAAUGAUACCAAAGUGAAGAACUACAUCGAAGAUCUCAUUACCAUUGUCAUAACCCAAUUUUUGACCAUUUUAUUUUAAUUAUUAUUAUUUUAUUUACUGAAAAAAAUGAUGAAAAAAAAUAAUAACGUUGGAAAAAAACAAGUAAAUGAAGAAGGAAUUAAAAUUUGGGUUAAGGACAAAAUGAUUGGAAGUUUUGGGGUUUAAUUAAACUUUGAAAUUAAUCCAAUUAAGCUUGGAAUUAUUUUAAUUAAUCCAAUUAAGAGUUUAAUUAGAGAAUUGAUAAGUUUUGAGACUUAAUUAAGCUUGAAAUUAAUUUAAUUCAUCCAAUCAAGGGUUUAAUUGGAGAAUUGAUAAGUUUUGAGACUUAAUUAAGCUUGAAAUUAAUUUAAUUCAUCCAAUCAAGGGUUUAAUUGGAGAAUUGAUAAGUUUGGAGACUUAAUUGGACUUGGAUUAAUGAGAUCAGGGAUUUAAUUGAAACAUUAUCAAAGUAUAGGGCUGAUUCUUGUCAAAUUUGAAAGAAAUUAAAACCCAAGGACCAAUUUGUAAAUGUCGCUAAGAUGCAGGGGUUCAAUUACAAUUUACCCAAGGACUGGACGGCAAACAUUCAAAAUGUCAAGGAUCAAAACACAAAACACUAAAAACGGUGCCGUUUCUCAGAACUGUUCAUCUUCUUCAACGCUUCAGCUGUCGGCCGCCACCAUUACUCCUGCAAUAACAGUCGAUUGAUUACCUGGUAACGGUGGAAUUCUGUGGCUAUAAAGCCGGAGAAAACAAAGAACGCGAGGGGGACAGGAGAGGAGGAUAAAAAAAAGCCAGAGGCUGGAUAGAGAGCGACUGAGAACAAAAAAAGAAGAGCAGACUUGCAUUCCUCUGUUUCUUCUCAAAGAAACAGAGGAGGCUAAAGAAAAAAGCCACGAACAGAGAGAAAAAAAAAGGAAGAAAAACUGGGGACUGAAAGGGGGAAACCAAGGGGGGAUUUUGGGACGAAAAACCAGAGAAAAACCCCAGCAACAAAAAAAAAGCGCACACAGAACCCAGAAAAAACCUAGAACUGGAGGCAGCAACAAGAAGGCAAGAAAACAAAAAGAUAGCAGAAAAGAAGAAGGACCCGGAACCAAAACCAUCGGGGAGAACCGGCAUCAUCAUUAUCUUCGUUCCUUCAUUUCUAAAAAAAACAGAAGCAGAGAGGAGACAAACGACCGAGAGAAGAAGAAGCAGAGGGCAGGAAAGCAAAGGUAGAAGGAGGAAUUCCAGUUUCCCAGCGAGGAGCGUGUUCACUGAUCUUCGCCCGAAACAGUAGCACUCUAGCAGAACAGGUUCCCCAUUGAAACUCGCCUAUAACACUCGUUCGAGAAAAAGACAAAUGGAAAACGAAGAAAGAGCCCAGUUGGAAGCCCAACAUCAAAAAGAGGUGGAUAAUCUUAAAGAAGAAGUCGCAAGGCUUACUAGUCUACUCGAGCAGGCCUUGAGAGAUAAAUCUGGAAAAGCAAUACUUACAGCUCAGCCUGAAGAUAUGCAUGUAACUCAUUUUGAUCCACAGAAUCUGGGGGCAAAUAGGGUGUCAUCUGAAUUUCAACAAGCUAUGCAUUUCCAGCCAGCAUACCCCUCAAGGAUACCGUUUACCAUUGAUUCUACCGAGAAAGAAUCUCAAAAGGGCAAGAUGGUGAAAGAAGAGGGUUUGGAAAAAUGGACUGCCUUAGAAGAGAGGAUAAGGGCAGUUGAGGGAAACCAUUUGUGCGACCUGGUGAAAGCUGUCAAUAUGUGUUUGGUGCCUAACAUAGUCAUUCCUAAGAAGUUUAGGGUGCCGGAAUUUAUUAAAUAUACGGGAACUCAAUGCCCUAUAACUCAUCUCAAAGCAUAUUGCAACAAAAUGGCUGAGGUGGUGGAUGAUGAGAAAUUGCUGAUUCAUUUCUUCCAAGACAGCUUGAGUGACGCUGCCCUCACUUGGUAUAUGCGGUUGGACAAUACCAAGGUUAAAAAAUGGAAGGACUUAGUUGAUGCCUUCAUGAGGCAAUAUAAGUUCAAUAUAGACAUGGGCCCUGAUCGUUUAAGCUUGCAAGCUAUGGAGAAGAACAACAAGGAGUCCAUAAGAGAAUACGCCCGGAGAUGGAGUGAGGUAGCUGCACAAGUUAAUCCUCCCAUGUUGGAAAAAGAGAUGAUCAGUUUAUUUUCCAACACCUUUAAAUCUCCAUACUUUGAAUUCUUGGUUAGAAGCUCUGCACAACAUUUUACUGACCUGGUUAUUAUAGCUGAGAGGAUUGAAUAAGCCAUUGUGUUAGGUAAAAUUGUUGAUCCGACUGAAAAGAACGGUUUCACCGAAAAAGGAAAGGACAAUGAAGGGGGUUGCCAAGACACUUACCAUUCCUAUAGUUAAUUUCUUCGCACCGACUCCCAGAUAUCAACUGUUUUGGAGAUAAAGCUAUGGUGAUAGUAGGUCGAGAAUGGUCUGCAUGUGACUGCAACUAAGUGUUGAAAAGAUGCCUUUGUCGAGGAGAAUGAAUGAUUGAAAGAUUCCAGAAAUUCCAAUCAAUGAUCACUAAAUGUUUAGCCCCUUUUAUGUGUUAUCGUACCAGUAUUCAUGUUGGUAUAAGAUCUUUGUUAUUGAACUUAUUUUCCUAAGCUUCAAUGAAAU
Molecule: messenger RNA, 4712 nt
Organism: Populus nigra (black poplar)
Lineage: Eukaryota; Viridiplantae; Streptophyta; Magnoliopsida; Malpighiales; Salicaceae
Exons: 3
Coding region: 3444-4346 (300 amino acids)
Source: RefSeq, a predicted model, not a curated record